GUUGGGGGAUUUGUCAAAUUUAAAAAGAAACACGGAACAAGCCGCGCCCCGCGGCUCUGGCUUUCAGUUUCUCUCGCCCCCUUAUAUCAUGGGUGGCUCCGCCUGCGUCCCGGCUUCUCCCGGCGCGCGGGGCUGAGCAGCGGACACCCGGGCAAGCGCCGAGCCGAGCCGAGGUCAGCUCCCGUCGGUGCUCGCUGGCGGAGCGGGGCGGGCAGGUAACUCCUCUGGUACAGACCAGCCAGGGGACUGCGGCAGAAGAGAACGGGGUGAAGUUGCUGCAGCCAGUCGGGUUGGGCAGUGACAGCACUUGCUAAGACCCUGUUGGCUCUGGAGCUUCAAGCAGUGCCCAGGAUAGUUUUGAAUCCAUUCAUUCAAAUGCAACCCAGACACAGCUCAGUGGGUGGGUGUGGCUGGGUAAAACACAAGUACAAAUUGUAUUUGAAAAGUGUUUUAUCGAAUCACCCCACGUAGCUGAGCCGUGCCUGAGCCACAAUCGAGUGAGUGGCUUUGAAAUUGCCUUGCAAGGGCUCUGCUCAUACUACCAAGCCCAGGUGCAUUAGCUACAGUUGAGUGCAUCAGGUCCCCAUGCCCGGAUACUGGGAUUUGAUGCCUUCUGCAGUGGAAAAAAAGAGGGAGAAUGGAUCCUGUGUCAAGGCUGAGCCUACAUAUUUCCAGGAAGACUUUCAGAAAGGAAAAGGACAGACUCAUAUGACCAUCCCUUUGCAGGAUGGAGAGAGAAGCACAAAGACUCCUCAAGGCUGCCUGGCCAUGCUCCCGCCAUGGAUAUCUCUCUUGCUGAUUCUGAGUGUGGCUCUCAAUCUCUGUCUUGUAAUUCCCCUCAUCGCACACUCAGCAAAGAGGCCUGAACAACAUCCAGCUGCUCCUGCCAUCCCCGUGCUGUCCUGUCCUGCUGACUGGAUUGGCUACCUGGGGAGAUGUUACUAUUUCUCCGAGGCCAAGGGGAGCUGGGACUCCAGCCAGAGCAGCUGCUCCUCUCUCGGUGCCUCACUGGCCAGGAUUGACAAUGAGAAGGAAAUGGCCUUUCUAAUGCGCUAUAAAGGCCACUCAGACUACUGGAUUGGCCUCCGGAGGGACCCAGGCCAGCCCUGGCAAUGGGCUGAUGGCACCAACUUCACUCGCUGGUUUUCAGUACUGAAUGAAGGACUCUGCGCUUACAUGAAUGACAAUGAUAUUGCCAGCUCCAGCUGCACCAAGCAAGGACUCUGGCUCUGCAGCAAACCAGCCAAGGAACCCACAUGCAAAAUGAGUGACUAACGUGGGCCUGCCAGCCCACUCCUCUUAUUGGCUCUUGGACCCAUCAAAGAAAGGCUACCUCAGGCACAUGUCAUCUGGGAGACGACAUAGAAGCAGCAGCAAAUAAAGGAACAGGAUAAAAAAUCACAGCCGGAGAAUCCCCAUGAAAACUUUGAAGACGGGGGAUGCAGAGGACCCUUGCUAGGUCUCUGUAGGCCCACAAAGGAGGAACCUCUAAAGGGCAUGAUUUGGCAGGAAUUUAAAUUGCAGGCUUGGGAUCUUAUGUGCAGCGUGGAGGCAACAAAUUCUUUUGGUGAGAGGAUAUCUCAUAACCCUGCUCAUGCCCCAAGCUGCUCAUGGCGUGUGCAGGCUUUUACUUGCACAUCUCCUGCUGAAGACUGAGUUGCUGUGUGCAGUGAACCAGCUCCCUUGUGGGGCACAGUGGGUUUGGCAGCAUUGGGGGGUUGUUGGUGGUGAGGCAGGGAGGGAGAGACUUUCUCCACAUGUAAAUUAGAGGCGAGUCAAGCCAGGUGUUUAGCGAUAUUUUUAUUUUUAUUUUACUUAGUAUAACUUCUGCUUUUCGGCGGAGCUUUGUAUAAGGAACCACAGCUAAACCAGUCUGCCAGAGCA
Molecule: messenger RNA, 1884 nt
Organism: Alligator mississippiensis (American alligator)
Lineage: Eukaryota; Metazoa; Chordata; Crocodylia; Alligatoridae
Product: early activation antigen CD69-like
Exons: 6
Coding region: 586-1275 (229 amino acids)
Source: RefSeq, a predicted model, not a curated record